Messenger RNA from Danio rerio (zebrafish), 884 nucleotides. The record is from RefSeq and is a predicted model, not a curated record. NCBI's taxonomy places the organism in Eukaryota, Metazoa, Chordata, Actinopteri, Cypriniformes, Danionidae.
AUAAUCCCGCCGCCGCCUGUGUUGUCUUCAGAGCGGCUCAGACGUGAGGCGCGCGCAGAAACUCUGUUUGUUAUCAUCAGAAUUAUUGAUAAUAAGCGGUACAAAUCAUGUAUGAUCAAGACGAAGAUAUCCAGUAUGAUGAAGAUGAUGAUGAAAUCACCCCUGACCUGUGGCAGGAGGCCUGCUGGAUUGUUAUCAGCUCGUACUUUGAUGAGAAGGGUUUGGUGCGGCAGCAGCUGGACUCCUUCGAUGAGUUCAUCCAGAUGUCUGUGCAGAGGAUAGUGGAGGACGCUCCACCCAUAGACCUGCAGGCUGAAGCCCAGCACACAUCUGGAGAGGUGGAGGAACCGCCUCGAUACCUGCUGAAGUUUGAGCAGAUCUACCUGUCCAAACCCACGCACUGGGAAAGAGACGGCGCUCCGUCCCCUAUGAUGCCGAACGAAGCCAGACUUCGAAAUCUCACGUAUUCUGCUCCUCUGUAUGUGGACAUCACAAAGACCAUCAUAAAGGACGGGGAGGAGCAGCAGCAGACGCAGCAUCAGAAAACAUUCAUCGGCAAGAUUCCCAUCAUGCUCCGCUCCACGUACUGUCUGCUGAGCGGGCUGACGGACAGAGAUCUCUGUGAGCUGAACGAGUGUCCACUGGACCCCGGAGGAUACUUCAUCAUCAACGGCUCAGAGAAGGUUCUGAUUGCUCAGGAGAAGAUGGCCACUAACACAGUGUAUGUGUUUGCCAAGAAAGACUCCAAAUAUGCGUACACCGGAGAGUGCAGGUCCUGUCUGGAGAACUCGUCCAGACCCACCAGCACCAUCUGGGUCAGCAUGAUGGCCCGAGGAGGACAGGUAGUCCUAGUUUCCAUCCUAAUGGGAAAAAAUCAAAAGUGA